Messenger RNA from Radiomyces spectabilis, 1083 nucleotides. RefSeq lists its product as uncharacterized. The transcript is spliced from 2 exons. NCBI's taxonomy places the organism in Eukaryota, Fungi, Mucoromycota, Mucoromycetes, Mucorales, Radiomycetaceae. Gene Ontology annotation, biological process: anatomical structure morphogenesis; cell differentiation; regulation of DNA-templated transcription. The record is from RefSeq and is a predicted model, not a curated record. Gene Ontology annotation, molecular function: DNA-binding transcription factor activity, RNA polymerase II-specific; RNA polymerase II cis-regulatory region sequence-specific DNA binding. Bases 1 to 1083 code for a protein of 360 amino acids.
AUGAAUUGCUUCUUGGCCUAUCGUCUGGACAAGCAAGUCGAAAUCGCCGCUCGCUGCCCCGGAGCUAAUCAUCGUGACAUCUCGAAAAUCAUUGCCAAGUGGUGGAGGGAAGCUUCCGAAGAAGAAAAGGCGCCUUACCGAGAGCGUGCACGUCUUGCUAAAAUCGAGCAUGCCAAGUUAUACCCCAAUUACAAAUAUCGCCCAGUCAAGAAGUUGGGACGCAAGACCAGAAAAUAUUUGAAGCGACCCGCUAACAAGUUCACUUCGCGUUCAGAGGAAAACAAUCGUAUGAUGGAACUGUUCUACCAUGAUCCCGCUACGGCUUUACGUCAACCGAACAAGCGAUCCCGCAAUACUACGAAUGCCCAGUCAGAUACCAAGAAAAGUCAAAUGCCACUAAAGAAGCAACCGCAACGAGAACAUACUACCGCCAAACAAAGCUCGGGAAUCACUUGGUCGGCUGCCCCGAGCAUGACAAUAACGACCCAGGCCAGGACUUCGCAGAGUCCGAGUGUCGUGGCUUCGCAAGCUCCUUGCGUGAUGAAUGAAGUUGCAGACACCAAAACCGUGUACUUUGGUCAAAAUGUGUCGUGUCAGCAGAUGACCAUCAAUCCUCAGCAUCUCUUUCAGCCCUCCGGUAGUAAGAGCUGUAUGUCGUACGUGCAAAAUGUGUUUGCACCGCCUAGCCCGGUCCAGAAGACCAAAGACAUCCACUUUGGUGCAUCCAUGCCUUACACUCUGGUGCAAUCGUCCCCUCCAAUGGUGUUUGACCCCAAUAGUCCGGUGUCUACCUGCGCAUCUUAUUCUCCUGACUGCAGCUACGCAUCGAAUGAAACCUUCAAAUUGGAGAGCAUACCGACAACUACGUAUCAAAGCAUGCCAUCUCAUUACGCCACCGAAAAAUUCGUUGCGAACUCGUGCAACGCCGUUGAGCCUUGGAUGCCUCUGCCCUCAGCUCCUGUGUGGCAUCAGGCACCGGCAUUCGUUGAUCCGAGUAUGUUAUCGUUCUACUCUUUUGCAUCGCCCGCCUCAAGCUUAUGUUAUGAUAAUCUCUCAAACUCUGUGCCACUUUUACCCUACUGA